AUGGACUUUGUCUCAAUGAUAACACCAGCGAGUGCGAACACGUCAGUGUCAAAUACACAAUUCGCAAAGGGCUGGGUCAACCAGCCAAACGGUCGUGGAACUUGGGAUAUAAUACAAACAUGUAUUGUCACGCUGAUCCUCUGCAGCUGGUCAUCGCUCGUUUUGAACAUAUGUUCAAGAAAAGGUCGUGUGUCGUUUUUGAAGAAUAAACUGCGCUGGAUGCUCUUUACCCUCUUUUGGCCAGAGAUCACAUUGGGAGUCGCAUAUGAGCAAUGGGAGUCCGCUUCCCAAUGCGUGGAGGAUUUUUCGAAAAAGAACAAACAAGGCUAUGAAAAAUGGACCAUGCGGCAUGCUUUCUUUGCAGACAUGGGCGGCUUCCUGCUUAAGGCUCCAGACUUUCCUGCUUUUCCAGUGGACGGCCAACAGCUCCUAUAUCUUGUUGAGAACGAUUAUAUACCAUACCCGAAUGUGGACAGUGGGACCAUCUGGGACAAAAACAAGGCCGACGGAUUCGCACGGGCAAUCACACUGAUACAAAUCACCUGGUUCAGCAUCCAGUGCAUCGGGCGCGGCGUACAACACUUGACGUUGUCGACAUUAGAGCUUCUGACGAUUAAUAUGAUCUUCUGCACGGUAUUUACUUUCCAUUUCUGGAACCACAAACCCUUGGACGUACAGACCCCUAUCAUCUUGCGAACCGACACCACCAUUGCCGAGAUCCUUGUCAAAGCUGGAGAUCGAGCCCGCGAGCCAUACAAACUGACGCCCCUGGAUUUCAUCACCGCUCAGCCAACUGCUGCAAAUUUCGUCGCUGCUUGGUGGUGGGGCCUGGGUCUUUGCUUUGACGGCAUCCUUUUCCAGAUCAACGAAAAACAUCGCCCUGUUUCAACGUUUUCCAACUCGAAAGCAAUACCGCCCCGGGGCUAUUCCUUCUGGUCCUGCUUCUUCAGGAUUCUCAUUUCGGCAGGAUACUUCGCUCUUCAUUUCGCGGGGUGGAACUUCAUCUUUCCUACGACAAUCGAGCGGAAGCUCUGGCGCGCUGCGAUGAUCUAUUUCAUGAGUCUCUAUUUUACUUACCUGGUUGUAUUUGCCGUGGUAACUCUCCUAAGCGGGUGGAUUGCACGGAAAUACUUUCACAAGGAGGCAAGCACCUUUAUUGAAGUUGCAUCAAUGUUCCCAAGGUGGUUUCAGCUUGGUGCUCUAAUACCCAUCUACGGGUCAUAUGGUAUUGUGCGAAUUUAUAUAGUCUUUGAAGGCUUUUUCAGCCUGCGGAUGUUGCCUAUCGAUGCCUACGAUAGUGUCAACUGGUCUAAUUUUAUUGUCCAUUUUUAG
Messenger RNA from Cladophialophora psammophila CBS 110553, 1332 nucleotides. RefSeq lists its product as uncharacterized. The transcript has a single exon. NCBI's taxonomy places the organism in Eukaryota, Fungi, Ascomycota, Eurotiomycetes, Chaetothyriales, Herpotrichiellaceae. The record is from RefSeq and is a predicted model, not a curated record. The coding region runs from base 1 to 1332 and encodes 443 amino acids.